Vigna radiata var. radiata (mung bean) is the source of this 1044-nucleotide messenger RNA. Its product is annotated as early nodulin-like protein 2. The record is from RefSeq and is a predicted model, not a curated record. Gene Ontology annotation, molecular function: electron transfer activity. The transcript has 2 exons. Gene Ontology annotation, cellular component: plasma membrane. NCBI's taxonomy places the organism in Eukaryota, Viridiplantae, Streptophyta, Magnoliopsida, Fabales, Fabaceae. Bases 202 to 783 code for a protein of 193 amino acids.
CACUUUCUCUCAACACACUCUUCUCUUCUUUCUAUAUAAUGCCAGCAAAUUCCUUACACAUCAAAGCAUUUUCCUUCCUCUAAUCCCCAACGGUUACCUUUUCUCUUCUCAAUCCCCCACUAUAUAUAUAUAUAUAUAAGUAGAUACACCUUUCACUCACUCUCUCUUUCAGUUCAUAAUCUUUUUCAGACAUCAUUUGAAAUGGCGUUUCUGGGUCUUUUGUUUUCGAUGAUUCCUACGCUACUUCUUGUUGCGACAUCAUCAUCAUCAAAGUUUCAAGCUGAGGCAAGGCAGUAUGAUGUUGGUGAAAGAGAUGGGUGGGUGGCCAAGCCUUCCGAGGACUACGACCACUGGGCUCAGAGGAACAGGUUUCAAGUCAACGAUACUCUCCAUUUCAAGUACAACAAAGGCAUAGAUUCAGUUGUGGUGGUGAAGAAGGAGGAUUUCGAUUCAUGCAACAUCAACAACCCCAUUCAGAAAAUGGACGAUGGUGAUUCAAUUUUCCCACUUUCUCAUUCGGGUCUCUUUUAUUUCGUAAGUGGCAACCUUGACAACUGCAAAAUCGGUCAAAAACUCAUUGUUCUUGUCAUGGCUGUGAGACAACAACCCCAUGCUGUGACUGCGCCGCCACCUACAAGCACCCUGCCGCCGCAGACUGUUCCGGCAACGGGGUUGACCUCUCCGGCGCCGCCCCCGUCGGAUAAAUCGGGCUCAGGGAGGGUUGGUGCGGGUUUGGGAGUUUUGGUUGGUUUUGUGUUGGUUGGGUUUAUAGGGUUGGCUUAGUUUGUUGGUGUGGCUAAUGGGUGAGACUUAUGGUUUGAACUAAUGGUCAAAAAUAAUUAUUGUUUCGACAUGAUUUCUACUUUGUGUGGGUGUUUUGUUUCAUCUGAUUUCAACAUUUUUUUUUUCUUUUUCUUUAGGAUUCUAGUUUGUUUUUAUUUUUUUCUUCAUGUAAUGUGGUCGAAUGAUGAUCCAUGAACUCAUAAAAUUCAUAGACCAUGUAUUUGUAAUUUAUAUAUGUAAUUGUUUACACCUUUUUCUCUA